Messenger RNA from Suillus bovinus, 451 nucleotides. RefSeq lists its product as uncharacterized. The record is from RefSeq and is a predicted model, not a curated record. Lineage: Eukaryota; Fungi; Basidiomycota; Agaricomycetes; Boletales; Suillaceae. The transcript is spliced from 3 exons. The coding region runs from base 1 to 300 and encodes 99 amino acids.
AUGUCACACUCUCCACUUAAGCAAACGUUCAGCCUCGCUCUCCUCCUACUAGGCCUCGGUAUCCUCCAUGCCUUCAUCACCACCGUUGUCCUCACUUCCUUCUUUGAUACCCGCCCUCCGGUCUUCGAUCAAUGUCGUUACCUUCUCUGCAACAUCACUCUCGCAUUUUCUACGAGGUUUCAGGCUCAAAGUCCCGUUCGACACAUUCAAAAAUUCCUCUGCUUCCAUACUCCCAUUUACCCUGCACCUGAAAAUAUGUGGAGCGACAAGAUUAUUGCUCUGCGCGUCGAGUCCAGGUGAUAUGGACGGUGUGAGCUGAUCAUCAUUGAUCCAAAGGAUUUAGAACUUGUUUGAUAAGAAGCCCGCGAGAAAUUUAUUGAGUACGAUCCAGAGCGGAAGGUUGGCGGUCGUUAUCUCAUUGUGUCUAUCAUAGCUAUCCAGUAUAAUCGAG